AUGGAUGAUGUAACUGCCAACAUCUACAGAACCAUGAAAUGGUCUGGUGAUGAACGCACGUUCCGAAACAGAAUGAAAAGUAAACCUUUGGACGAAAGAUCUUUUACAAUGGCCAUGAAACUGAAAUUUCGUGGAAGCGUCUUCGGCUCAUACUUGGAAUCUUUCAAUUUCCAGCAGCAGCAAUCACGGGAGCUGAAUGUGAAUAAGCUAGGCAUAACAUUAUGGGAUGUAAGAAAUUUUGACGUAUUCGAACAGCAAAUAUAUCGUUCCAAGAAUAAUUUAACAGACGAUCUCUUGCCGUUAUUGCUCAAGGCAGUCAAAGAGAAAGAAUGCAUUGAUUGGGAUUAUUUAUAUGACAACAUUGCCACUUUGCGAAUGGCCGACUUUCAGAUUACCUGGCUUGAUGCAGAUCUCCUCAAUUUUAGACGGCUCAGAGUGUUAAUUAUAGUUGGCAAUUGGCUUUCGCAAAUUAACGCCGAAUUCCUACCGCGAACUCUGCAAUAUCUGGAAUGUUUCGCGAACGUCAUCGUGGAUCUUACAAGUCUUAAUAAGAAACCCCCACAAAAGCUGUACCACUUGGGAAUCGGUCGCAAUAUGUUGACAAACGUCGAGGCAUAA
Messenger RNA from Photinus pyralis (common eastern firefly), 618 nucleotides. RefSeq lists its product as uncharacterized. Lineage: Eukaryota; Metazoa; Arthropoda; Insecta; Coleoptera; Lampyridae. The record is from RefSeq and is a predicted model, not a curated record. The transcript is spliced from 3 exons. The coding region runs from base 1 to 618 and encodes 205 amino acids.